Messenger RNA from Drepanopeziza brunnea f. sp. 'multigermtubi' MB_m1, 1893 nucleotides. The record is from RefSeq and is a predicted model, not a curated record. Lineage: Eukaryota; Fungi; Ascomycota; Leotiomycetes; Helotiales; Drepanopezizaceae.
AUGGGGAUUCGUUCCUCCUUGACGGACCGGAAGGGGUCGGCGACAGACAGUCCUCCUGUCGAGAACGUCAUCCGUGAGGGAAACCUGGACUUCACAGAAGAGCGAGGCGGUAAUAAUUCUGGCCCGUCGUACCAAGGCAUGCUGCAUCUCUCUCCGCAUUUUGAGGCAUGCGGCGCGCCUGUCGAAGCCGAAUCCCCCCUCGGAUACGAAGUCUCGUGGUGCACCGUCAUCCUGCUCAAUGUCGGGCAGAUGGUCGGCACCGGCGUCUUCUCCACACCCGGCUCUAUCUUGAGAGGAAUUGGAUCCGUCGGCCUGAGUCUGGUCUACUGGGCCAUCGGUGUUCUCAUCGCCAUGUCGGGAUUGUGCGUGUAUCUCGAACUCGCUUCCUACUUCCCCAACCGAUCAGGAGGUGAGGUGGUCUACCUCGAGCAAGGAUGGCCGCGACCCAAGUACUUCCUCCCGACAGCCUUUGCGGCGUUCAAGGUGAUCUUCGCCUUCAGCAGCAGUAAUGCGAUUGUUCUCUCCACGUAUGCUUUCCGUGCUGCAGGAAAGGAGCCUUCGGAGUGGCAGUCCAAGGCUGUGGCCGUUGCGGGAUAUACGGCUGCUACCUUGAUCGUCACAUUUUCGAACAAGUAUUCGCUUUGGUUCGCGAACGGGAUCACCUGUGUCAAGCUCUGCACCUUGCUCUUCAUCGGCGUCACCGGCUUAGUGGUUCUCGCAGGCGGUGUCAGCUCCGUGCCCGACCCUGGGUUCAACUUCCGCAACGCGUUCGCGGGAACUACCAGCGAGGCCUACGGAAUCACCAACGCUCUGGUACGGAUCAACUUCGCGUACGUAGGAUGGGAGAACUGCUUCAACGUCGUCGCCGAGAUCAAGAACCCGAUCAAGACUGUGAAACGGGCUGGUCCGAUCUCGCUCUGCUUGGUCGCAGUGCUCUACAUGCUGUGCAACAUCGCGUACUUCGCAGCGAUCCCCAAGCAAGAAAUCAUUGAAGGGAACACGAUUGCUGCCAGUCUGUUCUUCUCCAAGGUCUUCGGUAGCGGAUCCGCCGCCCGCAGCUUCAACAUCCUCAUCCUCUUGAGCGCCUUUGGAAAUCUCGUAGGUGGAAAGAUUCAGUUGCGGCCCACAUCCCUCCUCGUCGCCUCCACAGAUCAAUUGAGACGGGUCGCUGACUUGGACUUCCUGCUUCUAGGUGACUACACUCAUCGGCCAGGGUCGGAUGAUCCACAGGGUGUUCUUCCUUUCCCUCGAUUCUGGGCAUCUACUCAGCCGUUCGGCACGCCACUGGGCCCCUACUCCCUCAAGUAUGUAGCGACGAUCAUCAUGAUCCUCGGCCCUCCAUUCGGAGAUGCCUUCAACUUUGCCGUCGAUCUCGCAUCGUACCCCAACGCCGUCUUCGGCUUCUUCAUGGGUCUGGGGGUCUACACGAUCCGCCGCCAGCGCAAGAAGAUCAACGUCGGGCGGACCGAUUUCCGCGCCUGGGACGCCGUCGUCCUCUUCUACAUCGCCGUGCAGGUGUUCCUCCUCGCCAUGCCGUGGGUGCCGCCCGCCGACGGCGUCAACGGCGGCAACGUCUCCUUCUUCUACGCCAGCGCCAUCCUGACCGGAAUCGGCCUGCUGGGCGUCUGUGCGCUGUACUACUACCUCUGGAUCCAAGUCCUCCCCAAGCGCCGCGGCUACGAGAUCCGACAAGAGCUCAUCGUGCUCGAGACGGGCGAGGCGACGAACAACCUGGUCAACGUGCCCAUCUCCCAGCUGGCCGAGUGGGACCGCACCCACGACGUGGCGGGCAAGAGGUACCCGACCAUCACCGGCGUGCAGCUGAAAGGGGAGGAGAACUCCGAGGCCUACCAGAGGCAUGUCAAGGAGCAGGUCGUCGAGGCGAAGGUAUAG